Anopheles nili is the source of this 3029-nucleotide messenger RNA. It is a transcript of the gene GTPBP1, whose product is annotated as GTP-binding protein 1. Gene Ontology annotation, biological process: translational elongation. The transcript has 4 exons. Gene Ontology annotation, molecular function: GTPase activity; translation elongation factor activity; GTP binding. The record is from RefSeq and is a predicted model, not a curated record. Bases 391 to 2529 code for a protein of 712 amino acids. Lineage: Eukaryota; Metazoa; Arthropoda; Insecta; Diptera; Culicidae.
UCUUAAACCACAGAAGAGAUUUUAGCUCCAUUUAUAGAAGCGGAUGUGUCAAACAAACAAAACAAAACAGUCUCGUCGUCAGUUGUUUCUUGUCUGUACAGAUACCUCCUGUCGAGAGUUUGCCACAUCGAAAUAAAAAGAAAAGAAAAAUAUUAAGAAUCAUAGCCACAAGUUAAAGUUACCUACAGUCCGAAUUGUUAGCUUCUCUUGAUUUGGAUUAAGGGGAAAUAGUCAUAUCCUAUUCAUAAAAGUGGUACUGCAAAAUCCAUAAGCUGAUCACAUAAGUUAAAACACUGACUGGGCGAAAGGAAUGGCUAAAAGUGUUACCAAGCAGUUAUGAACAUUUUCGACGCGCGCGAAAUUAUUACGAAAACAAAAGGCUAGAUAAAAAUGAAACCAAGCGUAACAAAACAAGCUGUAUCGGCCGCGCAGGGCUCAAGCGCGAAUGUGAGUAAACUCCCAGAUGGCUUUUCGUCAUCCAAUGGCUUCUCGGAGGAACAAAAAUUCGUGGAUUAUUCGAGUGUUCGGGAGAAAACGGUUCUUGUUGGACCGACUGAGGAACAGUUCGAUUUGUUGAUGAAACGGUUAUUGGAACGCAUAACUGCCAGUCGCGGUGAAACGGUUUAUGAGAUCGGUGUUGGCGAAGAUGGUAGUGAGAAUGGCUUGGAGCCCGACGAGUAUGCUGCUUCCUUGGCAACACUUCAAUCCUUGGCGGCUAUGCUUGAAGCAGAAUGUGUCGAAUUGCGUACAAGAAAAGCUGAGAAGGGAAUAACAGGCCAGUAUCUAAUACGACGGAAAGUAGAGGAAGACGAUUUCACCGAGGUUCGAGUAGCAGUCGUGGGAAACGUAGACGCUGGUAAAUCCACUCUGCUCGGUGUUUUGACACACGGGGAGCUAGACAAUGGUCGUGGUUUUGCGCGACAACGACUCUUCCGCCAUAAACAUGAAAUUGAAAGUGGUCGUACCAGCUCGGUUGGCAAUGACAUCCUCGGUUUCGAUAGCGUGGGGAACGUGGUCAACAAGCCGGACCACGGAACGUUAGAUUGGGUAAAAAUCUGCGAGAAGUCUGCCAAAGUCAUCACAUUCAUUGAUUUAGCUGGACAUGAGCGAUACUUAAAGACGACCGUGUUCGGGAUGACGGGUCAUGCACCUGACUUUGGCAUGCUUAUGAUUGGUGCGAAUUCUGGCAUUGUUGGAAUGACGAAAGAACAUCUUGGGCUCGCCCUGGCUCUCUCGGUACCGGUCUUCGUGGUGGUCACAAAGAUAGAUAUGUGUCCGCCAAAUAUUUUGCAGGAAAAUCUGAAGCUGCUGUACAAAAUACUAAAAUCACAGGGCUGCCGAAAGGUUCCGGUAAUGGUGAAGACGAGCGAUGAUGUUGUUCUGAGCGCUACAAAUUUCGUUUCCGAACGGCUAUGUCCAAUUUUUCAAGUAUCAAACGUCACUGGCGAAAAUUUAAAUUUGUUGAAGAUGUUCCUCAACCUACUAAACGUGCGCACUACGGGGAACGAUGCACUGCCGACUGAGUUUCAGAUAGACGACACCUACGCCGUACCGGGUGUGGGAACGGUCGUAUCAGGAAUUACCCUGCAAGGGAUCGUGCGAUUGAACGACACGUUGUUGCUUGGGCCAGAUCCUCUAGGUGACUUCCAACCGAUUACAAUCAAAAGUAUUCACCGGAAGCGCAUGGUGGUACGUGAAGUGCGCAGUGGUCAGACGGCUAGUUUCGCAUUGAAGAAGAUCAAACGUUCUCAUAUUCGCAAAGGUAUGGUGAUGGUAAGUCAAGCACUAAACCCACAAGCUUGCUGGGAGUUUGACUGUGAAAUAUUGGUUCUACACCAUCCGACGACAAUUUCGAGCAAAUACGGCCGAUGGUCUGCGAUGGUUCAUUGUGGCAGCAUAAGGCAAACUGCACAAAUUCUUCAAAUGUCAAAAGAAUGCUUGCGCACAGGUGACAAAGCGGUGGUGCGUUUUCGCUUCAUUAAAAACCCGGAGUACAUGAAACCGGGCCAACGGAUGGUUUUCCGUGAGGGGCGGACAAAAGCGGUCGGGAAUGUAAUACAGCCACUUUACACACCCGGCAGCAUUCAACAGCGUUCAAAACCGAAUAAAAUGCAGUCCAACCGAGGUGGAACCGUAGCGGUACAAAUUGGGUCGGGAUCCGCAUCGAUCAACAUGCCACUCUCAAAGGGCUCUAGUGCGACCGUUGAUGUUCCUGCGACAGAUGUCGACAAUGACACAACCAGCAGCUCACCGACUAAUGAUUCUACUCCCGUGCUUGACAUUGGCACUGAUAAGCGAAAUCACAGACCACCAGGAGGAGGUGGUAAAAAACGUUUAAACAAUACUGCUACAAGCGCUGCUGCUUCUACGUCCACGGCAACAAGUUUAUCAAACCCCAGCGGUAAGAUCUUGUCCACUGGAGGUGCAACUGCGUCGCAAGCAUCUGGUUCUGCUGCAUCUGGACCCACGCCAUCGACUGGCGCUUCGGUUGCGGUGGACAUGAGCAAACUUUCUAUUGCUUCCAACUAGAUUAGAAAUUAUGUUGUUGUUGAAAUUGACAUGGUCGUAAUGACAUCAUUGAUCCAUUUUUUUAUUAGUCGCUUUGUUUAUCAGCGAGGGACCAUUUGGUUGAAAACCACCUGAAAAAUUGGUUUCUGUUUCAUUUUACUGUACUACUUAUUUAAUAUCAGUCAGUUUUGUAGGACUUGACGUCCCUGUUUGCCAGAUAGAAAUUUCGACACCGCAUGUUGAGAAUGGUUCUGUGGAUACACGAUACGGUUUAGCAAUUAAAUUCAGACCAAGCAACUGAAUUUCAAAGACGAUUUUGAAUGAACUUAGCCAACAAAGCCAUGUUUCAUGAUUUCAUAAUCAAUGGUGUGUGGCUUGGCUCAUGGGCACCAGACAGGAUGUGCCUAGUGCUACAACUUCACCUAGAACUGAGUUACGGAGAAGUGAGAAUUUAACUGAAAUGUAAUAUUGAUAGUGCAAAGUUACGGUAUUGAACACAAUCAUUUGUUUUUGCAACUGAA